Lolium rigidum is the source of this 3400-nucleotide messenger RNA. Its product is annotated as serine/threonine-protein phosphatase 4 regulatory subunit 3B. The transcript is spliced from 25 exons. Lineage: Eukaryota; Viridiplantae; Streptophyta; Magnoliopsida; Poales; Poaceae. The record is from RefSeq and is a predicted model, not a curated record. Gene Ontology annotation, biological process: protein dephosphorylation. Gene Ontology annotation, molecular function: protein phosphatase activator activity. Bases 184 to 2868 code for a protein of 894 amino acids. Gene Ontology annotation, cellular component: nucleoplasm; protein phosphatase 4 complex.
GCGACGCCGAGGCCAGGGCGAAGAAGGGCCGCGGGGGAGCUCGUCGAUGGUGGUUAGGGUUUCGCAGCCCGCGCCCUCGACCCACUGACCAAGCGGCCCGGCGGCAGAGAGCCUCCAUCUUCUCCUAGGCGGCACAGAGGCUCCCUCGCUAUCUCCAGGGCGGCGGAGAGGACCGCGGAAGCGAUGGGGGAGCAGGAGCAGCGGGAGGCGGAGGCGGAGGCCGGGGGCGAGGCUUCGGCUUCGGCGGCGGCGUCAGCGAACAGCAGCAGCAUGCAGCGUGUGAAAGUGUACCGUCUGAGGGAUGGAGGGAAAUGGGAUGAUCAGGGCACAGGACAUGUUGCUAUCGACUACAUUGAGGGUUCAAAAGAUCUUGGUUUGACUGUUCUGGAUGAAGAUGACAAUGAGACACUGCUCGUCCACAAUAUUACAUCUGAUGAUAUCUACAGAAAGCAAGAAGAAACAAUCAUCUCAUGGAGGGAUCCAGAAGCAGCAACAGAAUUAGCAUUGAGCUUCCAGGAAGCUGCAGGGUGCUCCUACAUAUGGGACAACAUCUGUGAAAUUCAGAGAAACCUUCAGUUCAGUAACCUUGGUGCUAUUGAAGUUGGUCCUCGCCCAGCAUCGGAACAUCUAGAAGCCUCUAGAGUAUUGCAUUCACACGAUGAGUCCUUCCGCUCUGUCAAUGGUGAACUGAGGGAGCUUCCACCUGUUGAUUUGUCCAAUCUUCCUUUGAUCUUGAAGACUAUAUUGGAGGGUGGCAUUACGGAUCAAAUGCGUGUGGCGGAGUUGAUAACACAAGAUCGUGAUUUUUUCCCGAAGCUGCUGGAGAUUUUUAGGAUGUGCGAGGAUUUAGAGAAUUUAGAUGAUCUUCACAUGAUUUUCAAGUUAGUCAGGGGAAUCAUAUUGUUGAACAGCCCAUCAAUCUUUGAUAAGAUUUUCUCUGAUGAGUUUAUUCUUGACAUCAUAGGCGCCCUUGAAUACGAUCCAGAGGUUGCCAAAGUGCAAAAGCAUCGCACUUUUCUGAAGGAUCAUGUAAUUUUCAAAGAGGCCAUACCCAUUAAAAAUGUUUCUGUGGUUUCGAGGAUACAUCAAACAUACAGAAUAGGCUACCUUAAGGAUGUUAUAUUACCCCGAACAUUAGAUGAUGGCACUAUGGCAAGUCUUAACACAAUGAUUCAUACGAACAAUGCUGCUGUUAUUUCCUUACUAAAGGACGAUGCGUGCUUUAUCCAAGAAUUAUUCUCUAGGAUGAGAUCGCCAAAUAUUUCUGUGGAAUCAAAAAGAGAACUGGUCCGAUUCUUGCACGAAUUCUGCACUCUUAGUAAGAGUUUGCCUCUUGUUCAACAACUACGAUUGUUUCGGGAUCUUUCAGGUGAAGGUGUAUUUGAAAUCAUUUCUGAUGUGUUGCAGAGUCAAGACAGGAAGAUUGUUUCAGCUGGAACGGAUAUUGUUAUACUUUUUCUUAAUCAGGACCCUAACCUAUUGAGGUCAUAUAUUGUCCAGCAAGAAGGAAAUUCUCUUCUUGGACUUUUGGUUAAAGGAAUGGUAACUGACUUCGGUGAGCAAAUGCACUGUCAAUUUCUGGAAAUUCUGCGUAUAUUGAUGGAUUCUUUCACCAUGUCUGGAGCACAUAGAGAUGUAAUUAUUGAGAUUUUCUAUGAAAGGCACCUUGACUAUUUGGUUGAUGUAAUAGCAUCCUGUUGUCCUCCGAGGAGUAUUACUCGAAGAGCAACUAACUCAGCUGCCGUUGGUAGAAACACUGAAGUUCACCGUAUUAAGCCAGAAAUUCUGCUAAAUAUUUGUGAAUUGUUAUGCUUUUGUGUAGUCCAUCAUCCAUACAGAAUUAAGUGCAACUUCCUUAUGAACAAUGCGAUAGAGAAAAUCCUUACCAUGACUCGACGAAGCGAGAAGUUUUUGGUUGUUGCAGCUGUCAGGUUUAUGCGUACAAUUAUAUCCAGAAAUGAUGAGCAUCUUGUUCGCCAUGUUGUGAAAUUUAACCUGUUGAAACCAAUAAUUGAUGCAUUUGUUGAAAAUGGGGAUAGAUACAACAUGCUACAGUCAGGAGUACUUGAACUGUUGGAACACAUACGGAAGGAAAAUCUAAAACCUCUUGUUAUCUAUGUUAUUGAGUCUUUCUCGGAUCAGCUUAUGAAGUUUGAACAUUUCGGGAGCAUUCAGGCCUUCAAACUCAAGUAUCAACAGUACCUGGAGAGUGCUGAAACAAGAUUAAGUGCUAGUGUGCCCGACAUAAGAAAGAAGGCAGAAGGAAGAGGUCUUGAGAAGGAAGAGGAAGAUUAUUUCAAUGAGGACAGUGACGAGGAAGAUUCAGUCAGGCGAACUAAACAUGCACAUGAUGAAGAAAGAAAGGCUGAUGUAGCUAAUGGAAGUGAAGCUGAUGACAUAUCCUCAAGGCCUAAAUCUGGUGGACUCGUGGACUAUGCCGAUGAUGACGAUGAGGAUUUCAAUCCACCACCUAAGGAGCCAGAUAGGCCUGCAGAGGAUGAUGAGCUCUUAAAGAUUUCUAGGGUGAAGCGCAAGUCGGUGAACACGGGGGAUGGCAAACAUGCAGAUGGGGAGGUUCGAAAAAGACAAAAGAUAGAAACGAGGAUUACUUGUUCCAAGAUUUCUGCUUUGACUAGUCUGGCUAGCAAACACAAGGAUUCACAUGUCUCGAGCUCUCCAAGUUGCGAGGUCAAUGGUAUAAUGGGGGAGCAUGCUACACAUUCUGUUGAGCAACAACAUUCCACAGACACCGCAGAAACUUCACGACAAGUUGGAGGUGAUUGUAUUAAAGCCAUGGGGAAUUUGUCUAGUGAGAAGGCUGUAAAUACCACCAAAACAAACGAUUCAGAGCCCUACUCAGUGAGAUGACAAAUUGACAAGUUUUCCCCACCCUGGCUUGCCCUGCACCCAACUUGUCAAUGCUUACCAACAGGAAGGAACAAGAACGCGUCUGGCUCUGGCGAAGGCUGGGUACAUUUAAUCUCAAAUCCGAAUGCAUGAUUCGAGGUGAUGUUGUUCUCACUUGUCUGUAUAUCCCGAGUGAACCAUCACAAGCUGUAAAGUUAUUUUUCCAGAAGGAAAGAUAUGAAAGUGAGAAUCGGCACACAUUUUGGUUCAGCAUUGACUCCUGAGUCUUGCUCCUGCAGCUGCACUGUCUUAUUAUAUCUAUAUAUAUGGGCUUAUGGAGGAGCAGUGAAUAUCCACUUUCUCCAUUAUUUCUUUCUAGGAUAAUUGACUGAGAUGUUGCUGUUGUAAAACAAGUAGGAAAGAAUAGUUUCGGUUGAGCUGUGUUCUGCAACAUUUUGUGAUAUCCAUAUCCUAUACAGUUGUAAUUUGUUGGUUUGUAGUUUUGGCUGGAUAAACUUUAUUUUGGAUGAGUAAUCAUAGAAUUAUUUAUUUA